UCUGCUGUUCCCGGGCUUCACAUCACACACAGCAGCGCGAGCGCUCAGGGCUCCACGAGCUCGGACAGGUGAUGAUGGAGCUUUCAUAGGGUAUCUGCACAGGUGUGUGAGGGAGAUUCAUAGAUACACACCUGAUGAAACCCAGGGCCAGUUACACACCGACGCGGAUAACAGAGGAGAAGCAGCAAACAACGACUCUUUUCCAUAGAUUAUGGAUAUUUGAUUCACCUUUAAAGAAGCACACGGACGCUUGAGAUGCAGGACGCCACUGAUCCAGCGCAGAAGUCUUCGGGGCUUUAGUCCUGGAGCGGGGCCAGUGGGAUUCUCCGGUCUGACGGAGCGACUCCAGCUGCAGGAUGGAAAUGGAGCGCUACCUGGGAGAAAGCGCCGGUGCUCUGGCCAACAGCACCAACACCACUGCCACACCAAGAGCGGCGUUUCGCAUCGAGGUGUUGUCGGAGCGACUAGCCGUGGUGGCUCUGCUGGCGCUGCUGACGCUGCUGACGGCCGUGGUGAACGGUGCGGUCAUCGCAGCCAUCUGCACCACCAAGAAGCUCCACCUGCCAGCAAACUACCUCAUCUGCUCACUGGCCGUCACCGACUUCCUGGUGGCCGUGCUGGUCAUGCCCAUCAGCAUCCUGUACAUCACCACCGAGACGUGGUUGCUGGGGCCGUUCGUGUGCGAGGCGUGGCUGAGCGUCGACAUGACCUGCUGCACCUGCUCCAUCCUGCACCUGUGCGUGAUCGCGCUGGACCGCUACUGGGCCAUCACUAAAGCCAUCGAGUACGCCCGCAAGAGGACGGCCCGGCGUGCCGCCGUCAUGGUGGUCAUCGUGUGGGUGAUUUCCAUCUUCAUCUCCAUACCGCCUCUGUUCUGGAGGCAGCGCGGGGAUGGCAGCGGCCCACAGCAGUGCAUCAUCGAGCACGACCACGUGGGCUACACCAUCUACUCCACGUUCGGUGCUUUCUACAUCCCCAUGACUCUGAUACUCAUCCUGUAUUCGCGCAUCUACAGCGCUGCCAAGACGCUGUACCAGAAGCGCGGCUCUUCGCGGCACCUCAGCAGCCGCAGCACCGACAGCCAGAACUCUGUGAACCACUGCCGGGUCACGCACGCCUUCUGCGUCUCGGACGUGUCCACCUCUGACCCCACCGUGGAAUUCGACCGGAAUAACGUCGCCGUUCGCGUACCGCCGUUCGAUAUGGACGCGGCGGAGCAGGACGAGAGAAAUCAGAUCUGUACGUCUCGGGAGAGGAAGGCGGCGCGGAUUUUGGGCCUCAUCCUGGGAGCCUUCAUCAUGUGCUGGCUGCCGUUCUUCAUGAAAGAGCUGCUGGUGGGCUUGAUGUUGCUGAACCCCUCGCCUCAAGUGUCGGAUGCGCUCACCUGGCUGGGCUACGUCAACUCGCUCAUUAACCCGCUACUGUACACCAGCUUCAACGAGGACUUUAAACAAGCUUUCAAGAGACUGAUCAGGCGUAAGGAGCACACAUAGACAGGCGUCUGCUUCAGUGUGAUCGGAACAUUCUGGAUUCGUACGUCUAAAAUUCUAGCAGGAGUAGAGAAAGCACACAUGACGCAGUGUCCGUGGGAAGAGCUGAUUACAUUGUUUUAAUAAAAUCCAAUGAAAAACCA
Messenger RNA from Ctenopharyngodon idella (grass carp), 1633 nucleotides. RefSeq names its product 5-hydroxytryptamine receptor 1E. Gene Ontology annotation, molecular function: G protein-coupled serotonin receptor activity. Bases 357 to 1493 code for a protein of 378 amino acids. Lineage: Eukaryota; Metazoa; Chordata; Actinopteri; Cypriniformes; Xenocyprididae. Gene Ontology annotation, biological process: adenylate cyclase-activating adrenergic receptor signaling pathway. The transcript is spliced from 2 exons. Gene Ontology annotation, cellular component: plasma membrane. The record is from RefSeq and is a predicted model, not a curated record.